AUGGAUCAGCGCCGCAAAUCAUUCAAAACUGUCUACAACGGGUCAGAUGAGAACAGAGUCCAAACUCCAGACCAUCAACAUCAUGACUCCGACAACAUGUCCAGCCGCCUUCGCGAACGCCGCUCAACCCGUUUUGGCGAGUUGUCUACUGCUAAAGGAAGGCAUCGAUGGAAGUCGGAAAACUCGAGAGCCAGAAAAAAGAACAAAAGAACAAAAUCCUACAGUUGA
Messenger RNA from Caenorhabditis briggsae, 228 nucleotides. Bases 1 to 228 code for a protein of 75 amino acids. The transcript has 3 exons. The record is from RefSeq and is a predicted model, not a curated record. Lineage: Eukaryota; Metazoa; Nematoda; Chromadorea; Rhabditida; Rhabditidae.